AUGUCGAUGGCCCAUGGAAACAACUAUGAUUAUCAUCGAACUACGUUCGAUGGCGAACGAAAUGAGCGGUGCGCCUGUUGCGUGCGUACGAUGAAAUGGUUUCCGGUGCUGUUCAUCGUGUCUGUGAUCGGUUGGUCAUACUACGCGUUUGUGAUACAACUUUCGUUCUUUACCGUCACCAAUAUUGUUCAAAGGAUAUUGUUCCUGCUGUUCUACCAUGCCGUGCUGGUUAUGUUUCUGUGGUCCUACUACCAGACAGUAUUCACCGAUAUCGGUAGAGUUCCUUCCAGGUUUCGCGUUCCGAGAGCCGAGCUGGAUCGAAUAGUACGCGCGACGAAUGAAGAGGAACAGAAACAAAUACUGGAACUAUUCGCAAAGGAGCUCCCCGUCGUGACGCGCACGUUAAAUGCAACCGUGCGUUUUUGUGACAAAUGUCGGCUGAUCAAACCCGACCGGGCACAUCACUGCAGCGUGUGUGGCGUCUGUGUGCUCAAGCUAGACCAUCACUGUCCGUGGGUAAACAACUGUAUUAACUUCACGAACUACAAGUACUUCAUUCUAUUCCUUGGCUACGCACUGCUGUACUGUUUGUAUGUGGCGUGCAGUACCAUACCCUACAUGGAGUUGCUAUGGACGGGAAAGAUCGAUGGAAGAUUUCACAUUUUGUUCCUGUUUUUCGUUUCCAUCAUGUUUGCAAUCAGUUUGGUUAGCCUGUUUGGCUAUCACGUUUAUCUGGUGCUGCUAAAUAGAACCACCUUAGAAUCGUUUCGCACGCCAAUUUUUCGAUACGGCGGGCCAGACAAGAACGGGUUCAGCUUGGGAAAGUUGAACAACUUUCAGGAAGUGUUUGGCGACGAUUGGCGAUUAUGGUUCGUUCCAGUAUACACCAGCCUUGGGGAUGGAAUAUUGUUUCCCACCCAUUCGCACCAUUUAGCAUCGAACUCACCGCAUGAAGUUGGGUCGCCAGUAGCGCCACUGACCGCCAUCAACGGCGGCAGUCCCAAUUGUAACGGUUCGGUUGCAAAUGGCACCGCCGGGGUGGAUCCUCCAAACCCUCAAACGAUCAUUCUAGAACACCUCGACGAGCGGAAGGAAGGCGGUGGGCACCGUCUCCAGGGUCAGCAACAGGUUGUGGCGAUGCCGCUCAGCACAAAUGGCGGCUUGCCACUGCAGGAAACCAAAGAGAGCUUCGCAUCCUCCCAUCCCCUUUAG
This is a messenger RNA of Anopheles marshallii, 1212 nucleotides long. Its product is annotated as palmitoyltransferase ZDHHC15. The coding region runs from base 1 to 1212 and encodes 403 amino acids. Gene Ontology annotation, biological process: protein targeting to membrane; synaptic vesicle maturation; peptidyl-L-cysteine S-palmitoylation. The transcript has 6 exons. Gene Ontology annotation, molecular function: protein-cysteine S-palmitoyltransferase activity. Gene Ontology annotation, cellular component: endoplasmic reticulum; Golgi apparatus. The record is from RefSeq and is a predicted model, not a curated record. Lineage: Eukaryota; Metazoa; Arthropoda; Insecta; Diptera; Culicidae.